CGAAACCUUGACGUCAAAUUCAUGCGAUGUUUAUUUUUUGUUUAAAUAAUAAUACACAAAUUCCCAUGGCUCUCGCACUUCUAAACUCUGCAAUAAAAAUAAUAGAUUUAAAUUAAGUAGCUCUGUAUAUAAAAAUGUCCACCGGAUAUGAUGAGAGGUCUAGCCAUAUUGAGAAAGAUGACGUUGGCGAAUGCCUGACCUUAGGAAAUGAAGAAAAAACUAUUGAAAACAAUUUGGAAACCAAAAAUUCAUGCGCGGAUUGCUUCGAGGCUUACCCUGGUACCUGUUCCACCACAGAUAAUCAAAUAAUUUCUUCUUACAAUGAUUCUCCAAACGAAAAUUUGGUGCAAGGUGAAAGUUCUAAAUGUAGGACGAAUAGCUAUGAAAAUUGCACAGCUAGUGAUACAAACUGCGAUUCAGGCUUAGAUACAAUGGAUUCUGCUUUCCCCAUAUCCGAUUCGGAAACUGACGUCACCCCAUUGGUAAACUUAAGCUCGGAUGGCUCACCAAAUAGCCUAAAUAAGUCCAACGCAGUUACUGACAGUAAUUCUUCUAGCCCGGCUCCAUCAGAAGAAAAUGUUGCUAAGGAGACAAUUAAGUAUAAUUAUGAAACCAAUGAAACUAAUUCAUGUAAUAAAACCAAAGAUAUAACGACAAAUAGUAGUACACAAUCCUUACAAACGUUGCUGAAUAAUACGGAUAUAGGUAAUAUCAAUCAUAGCUUAACAGUAUCUACAGUUAGCCUGAACGGACAUGACUCUGUUGACAGAAUCGCUAACGUGUCACUGCUUAGUCGCAGUUGCGACAAUCUUACAAAAUACAAUGAUGACGACUCUAAAACAAACACCAGGAAUGAAGACUUGAUAAAUGCCGAUAGAAUAUUAUCAGAGUUUUCUGAUCAAAAAACCAAAGCCACCGCAGUGCAGAAAAUACCAGAAACUGGGACGAAUACACAUCCACGGCUACAAAAAGAAAUACUAAACCAAGAUGUGGGUAGCAUAGUUAAGAAUGUUCAGGGAAUCUUCUCUUCAGUCAGUGGGAGUCUGAAAUAUGCCUACGGAUACCGUACACCAAAACCGGUAAAAUCAGUGAAACCUAUACCGAAUGGUAAAAUAAUGAGUGAAAUAUUUGAGGAUGAAGUGGAGUCUAUUGACGUCAAAUCAACUGAGAAUCCUACAAAAUCAGUUGAUGUUAAAUCUGUUGAUACAAGUGACUUAGGUACCCUGAGAACUAAAAUGGAAAUUCUAGAAAGAGUCUUAGUGGAGCAGAGAGACGAAAAUGCAUUGUUGAAGGAUCGCCUUAGACAGCAACGCGACGAAACAAAUCGAAAGGAUAAUGCUUUCAAGGAGUUGGAAGCAAAAAUGGAUCUGCUAUCGAAGCGUCUAGAACAAGCCGACCGCGAAAAGGAUGCGGCCGUAAUGCGCUACGCCAGCGUUGAAUGCGCUCACAUAGAGGCGAAACGUGCAGCCGAAAAAGCAGCCAAAAGCGAGAAGUGUGCCCUAAACGAAGUGGAGUUGCUCAACAAUAAACUCAGGUCCGCGGCCGGUGAAAAGACCAGGAUAUGUCAGCUCUAUGAUGAUAAGUGUCAUGAGGUCCAGAAAAACGAGAGACAAGUUUCGAAGUUACGCGAAGACCUACGGGAGCUCGAGGGUCGAUUGAAGUGGACUCAGAGUAAGCUUCGUAUGGAGAUGGACGCGUACAGGGAAAGCUCCGAACGCGCUGAGAAGCUUUCGGCGCAGGUGUCGGAAUUGGAGGCCGCCAAGGGAGCAGCCGCGGCCCAGGCCACUGAUUCCAUCAGAGCGAAACAUCUUGAGACCGAAUUGAAAGAGAGCCAGGCGGCCCUGAUCCUCUGCAGACACGAAAAGGACGAACUCGAGAAGAGAUUGUCGACGAUGAGGACACAACUGGACAUUUGCUCGAGGGAGCGAGAGGCCGCUAUCGAUUCUCUCGCUCGCACCAGCGCCGAGGUGACGGUUUUGCGCGAGAGCAAGUUACGUUUAGAGGAGGAGGCUGCCGAACUUGCAGCUUUGAGAGCUCAAGCAGCACUGGCCGAUGUACUCAGCGCACAGUUGCAGAGGGAGACUGUGAGGGCGGACGAGGCGGAGCACGCUCUGAGCGCGGAGAGGGCGCGGGCGGAGACGUGCGGGCGGAGGGAGGCCGCCGCGCUCGAGCACGCCGCCGCCCUCACGCAGCAGCACGUCGCGGAGCGGGCUGCGGCGCACAAGCAUCGCGCCACGGCUCAAGCCUUAGAACUUGAUAACGCAUCGCUCAGGGACCAGGUCGCCGGCUUGCGGGCGGAGUGCGAGGGUCUGCAGAGGGCCCUCGAUGAGGAGAUUGAGAGGAGGAACAAGGAGAACCGAGUGCUCGCCAGGAAGGUGGCGGAACUGACGGAGGAAGUGGCAGAGACGAACAAGAAGCUGGAAUGGGAGAAGGGAGAGAACGGGGUUCUGAAGAAGAAACACUCGAGUGCCAUAAAGGAAAUGAAUCGUGAAUUGCAGCGAGCGCUGAAACGCUGUGAACAAUUAGAAGCCAAAGUGAACGCCGACGCUCCAUCAACGAGGACAGGAUCCGUGUCCUCGCUGACGAGCGGCGAAAGCGCACCGCAAGAAGAGAGUCUGCAGAACGGACACGCAGACAACGUUCCCGAUGUCCAGGUCCGCGAGCCUGACCGGCAGGCGCUGGUGGAGCGCGUGGUGUCACUGCAGCGCGCGCUGGCCCGCCGCGCCGAGCGGGUCGACUUCCUCGAGGAGCACGCCCGUCAGCUCACCGCCGAGCUCGGAGCCAAGAGUCGCUUGCUGCGGGCGCUGCUCAACCAGCUACCGGCCGGCGCCGUCGCCUCCAGCCGCCGGGACGACAACAAGCCGGCUAGAAGAUUAACAAAGAAGGAGAUAGCCCGGUUGGGUGGGGGGGCUAUGGCCGCCGUCUGGGGCGGAGACCCCGGCGGUAUGACCCUCGAUCUGUCCCUGGAGAUGAACAGGAGGCUGCAGGCCGUCUUAGAAGACACUCUGCUGAAGAACAUUACGCUUAAAGAGAACAUGGACACCCUAGGAGCCGAGAUAUCAAGACUGAAAGAGCAAUCCAAGCCCGGCGAACCGAAAUGAAGAUCACGUAAAAUUUAGUUACCUCUUUACGCAUAAAAACCCUCGAAUUUAAUAAUGCAGGCGGCACUGACCCUGUAUGUACCGCCACCGUCCCGCCACCCGCUCUUAAGGUGAAGGUUCGCCUUUUAAGGACAAGUUUUGAUUUAAGCCGGACCGAGAAGUUAUUUAUAAAUUUCAUAUAACAAAUACGAACAGAUAAAACCUGUAACGGUAUUUAUUUAGUGAAAAACGAAAGACUCUUUUAUUAUUAUUCUUAUUACUUAACGAUCAACUGGAAUGCUUGGUUGCUUCGCGGCAGAAAUAGGCGGGGUGACGAUAUUUGGAGCCCGCACGCAACGCCCAUUAAAACUGAAUAAUUUAAAUCGACAUUUCUCCAAACUUGUCCCCCGUGUGGUGUGAGAAUACUACUUACUUCCGACCUCCUUAGGCUACGAACAAGACGUCCUGUCAAAGUGACAGCUGUCACUGAUGUGACGUUGACGUGUAGCCGUAGGGUUCGGCCAUAAAAAAACAAAAACCUCCUCGAACUUACUUAAUUGUUAUUGAUUUUUGGUUUAUUUCUCAUGAAUAUUCAAACUGAAACAUCUUGUACAUUCCAUUGAUUAUCGCCUUCUUAGUAUUUAGAAAAAGAAAA
Molecule: messenger RNA, 3735 nt
Organism: Bombyx mandarina (wild silkworm)
Lineage: Eukaryota; Metazoa; Arthropoda; Insecta; Lepidoptera; Bombycidae
Gene: Golgin104
Product: coiled-coil domain-containing protein 186
Biological process (GO): vesicle cytoskeletal trafficking
Cellular component (GO): trans-Golgi network
Molecular function (GO): small GTPase binding
Source: RefSeq, a predicted model, not a curated record